Tetrahymena thermophila SB210 is the source of this 1104-nucleotide messenger RNA. RefSeq names its product programmed DNA degradation 2 protein. The transcript is spliced from 2 exons. The record is from RefSeq and is a predicted model, not a curated record. NCBI's taxonomy places the organism in Eukaryota, Ciliophora, Oligohymenophorea, Hymenostomatida, Tetrahymenidae.
UAAAAAAUAUUUUCAAAACAAAUUAAAAUUCUUAAAAAAAGAUCAAAAAAUCUAUCAAAAAUUAUAAUUUCUGAUUAAUACACAUAGAAAACCAAUAUGAUUUCAAACAAAGAUAUGAAAGCUGACUUGAAAAAAAUCUAGCAAUCGCUUGAAGAAAUUGAAAGAAAAAUGGACUUACUUAAAGAUAAGAAAAGAGUACUUCUAAAAACUAAAUAAAAAAUUGUAGAUAUUUAUCGCUAAGAAUUUAAAUCUGGCUAAGCUAAAUAAGAAAAAGUUAUCUAAAAACCAUCUCACAAGGAUGAUCAAGGGUAAUCAGCUGAUGAUAAUCCUGAUAAAUAUAUUUUUAAAUCUGGCAGAAGACUUUACACAGAUGCAUACAAAAAUUAUAUCGUGAAACUUUGCGAAAUUUAUAAUCUGAAAUCUAUUGAAAAAUAUGCUAACGUUCUUUAUACUAACAUUAUUAGAUGGAGGAUAGAAAUGCAAAGAGGCCAAAUUCCAAUUGAUGAUAGCUAUAAACCUAAUGAAGCAGAAAUUCAAUAGCUAAAAUAAAUGGAAAAGUAUGCUGACAAACAUGAUUAUGACUAUGAAAUGAAAAAAUAAAUGAAAUAAUAUGAGUAAUAGAAGAUGGAUUAGGAAUUAGAUGAUAACAAAAUGUCUUCUACUAACUCAAAUGAUAUGCAAGAAGAAUAUUAAGUUAAAAACUAGCAGAAUAUAUAUAAUAAAAUGUAUAGUGAAGACACUUUUAACUAAAAACUAAGAAAUAGUGUAAAAUAAUAUUAAGAAGAUACCUUCGCCUCUUCAAACGAGUGCUCACCAGAUGGAAACAAGCAAAACAAUCAAGAAUAACCUUAUUUACCUAAUGGUUUUAACCUUGAUAAAGUACUUGAAGUAAAUCCAAAUUUCAACUCGCCUUGGUACACUAAGUUUGAAUCACAGCUAGUAAAAUCUAUAUUUAAUUCUCAAGAGCCUGUUAAUCAAAGAUCAAUAAUGGCUGCUGCCAAGCACCUCAGAAAGAGCCUAGAUAUUCCAGAAUAGGAUCUGAAAUUCACUAAAGAAUGGUAUUAUGAUCUGCUUGCUCGUAGAAAUAUUCAAAGUUCUUAAUGA